ACUUCCUGUUUCUGUGUAAGAAAAGAGUCUUAUCGAGACUUGGGAGGAAAGGUGAUAUGUCUUGGACUAUAGUUGGGCAGCUGUUUUAGUUACACUGGAUUGCUAGACAGUUUGAAGGAGUUUCGGAACACCUUACCCUGGACAGAGACGUGUGUUCCUGUAUUCCUUAUGUCCAAGUGACAGAGAAAGUGAGAAGGAAAAGGAGGGAGGAUCCAUGUCUCUCUGUUCAGGCUUGUUUGGGAAUUUGAGUAGGGAGGAGGGGAAGGAACCCUGAGAGAGUGGAACGCGGAGAGUUAGUCCUGUAAACAUUUGGAGCUUAUGUUUUAGAAGAACAGAAUGAUUUAAAAAGACGUAGGUCAAUCAAGAGUAUCAGUAAAACAUUUAUCUCACUCUCCACACUGAUCCACUCAGUGAGCAGGCGCAAGUAUGUGGAACUUGUGUGUUGCGCAAUUCCUUUUAGUUCUACAGUGAGAGUGAGAGAAGAACGCUGUCUUCUCCAGGGACACUGCUCAGGUUGUCUAAAUUAUGUUGCCAUGGGAACCAAACGCACAAAUCGGACCAUCGAGGAGUCUUUACAACUGCCACGCAGCCCAGCUACUCCUGACAGGGACAAUCAAUCUAAUGAGUGGAUAAGUCGCGAGGCCAGACAACAAGCUGGUCCAAAAAUUCAAGUUGAACGAGAGAGAGCAAGGGCAGAACAGAGAGCUAGAGAGAUGGACAGAUGGGACAGAGCAAUAGAGGGAAGGAGGGAUUUGGAGCAAGACCAAAGACAAAGGGAAAGAUUUGCUCAAUUGAAAGGUAGACUAGAGGAGAUAGACUUGAGAGUAAAGGAUAGAAGGAGAGAGAAAGCCAGAUACACAAAUGGAAGAACCACCUUUAUUGAACAUCAUGAAGAGGACAGAGAAAGAGAGAAAGGAGACACUUUUCCCAGGACAAUGAGACCAAGUAAUGAAAGAGAAGGAAGAACGAGACAUUCUCUUGAUCAGAGUUAUGAACUGAUAGAGAGAGGCAAAAUUGGAAGUUCGAGGGAAAUAGACAUGAUUGAAAUUGAAAGAGAGAGAGAAAGAGAACGAGCUAAGAAAAAAGAUAAAGAUACCCAGCGAUACAGAGAAAUGGAAAGGCAGAGAGAGAAUGAGCGAAGAAUAUUAAGAGAAGAGAUGAAAAGGAAUGCAGAAAGACAAUUAGAGAAGGAGGAUUUGGACAGACUACGAUGGGACCCCAGUAAAAGGGGGAGAAGAGAAGAGAGAUACAGAGAUGUCAGUGAAAGUGACCAGCAGGUCUUAAGAAGGCGAGAAAAAGACCAAGCUCGAAACAGACCCAGAGACAGAGAAGACCGGUAUUAUUCUCCACAAACAAGGAGAAUUAAAGUGGGAGAGAGAGAGAACUUUUCAGACAGAGAUGAGAGAGAUGAAAGAAGGAAGGCAGUGCAGAAAGAGAGACACAGAUACACAAAAAGUGAUGGAGAGACGAAUGCUGAAAAAAACAGGGAGGUACCAAAACAAGAGGAUGCUGUGGCUGUUAGACUAGAUGCUAGAAGUGAGGUAGAUAAGGAAAAAGACAGAACCAGAGACAAACUGAGAGAAAGAGAACGGCGUAGAGAGGUGGAGAAGCAGAGGGAAAGAGACAGAAGAAAGGAGAAAGAAACAGUUCUCCGAUCUAACAGGGGAGAGCUGAAUGAAGAAUCUGUGAUGAAAAGGUACAGAGAGAGAGAGAUAAGAGAGAGGGGUUCGGGCACAGACGAUAGAAGACCUGAUGGACAAAGAGAUCGAUUAAAGGGCAAUGAAGACAGAAGAAGAGAGAAAGAAUUAAAUGAAAGAAUGUGGAGAGAGCAUGACAGAGAGAGAACACGCAUACCUCCUGCAGAGAGAGAGAAGGACGUGUAUGUGGAAAGGGCAGACAGGCAGAGACAAAACUGUUAUGAGGAAGAAGUGACAGGAAGAAUUAGGCAAACACAGAGGGAGACAGACAGAAAGGAAGCCCCAAGCAUGAGAGAGCGGAUACCAGGAAGUGAUGUAGAGGCAGACCACUGGAGGAGAAAAAAAAUAGAUUACUUUGAAGAGAAAGAGAGAAAGCAUGCUUCUGCGGGUGAUAGGGAGAAAAAAAGAAGCGAGGAAGGAACGGAUGCGGCAUGGGGGCUAAGGAAAGAAGAGGUAAGAGAAGGCACUGAAAAAGAGGAAACAGAGAUGGAGAGAGAAAAAGAACAAGAAAUAUCGGAGGGCAAAAAGAGACAGCACAGGAAAAUGUGGCUUGAGCCUCGGCAGAAGAAGGAAGAAGAAUUCAAAGAAAGAGAGCAAGCCAGGGAGAGAUAUGCACAGCGAUACAAAGAGCACAAAACUUCAAGAGGUGAGGAAGAAAUAUCCACUGAAAGUAAAAAUGGAGGAGAAACAAUAUUGUUGGAUAGUAAGGAUGUGGAUAAUGAGAAUUUGGAUGAAAGGAUAGUAAGUGAUGAGACGGUGUUUGAUAAUGAACCAUGCAUAGAUAUCUUGCAAACAGAGGCAGAAAAUAUGGAUGAAAUCCUGGAGGAGAGUGACAGAGAGGAAGAACAAGGGAGUGAUAGAUAUGUUAAUUCUGAGGGUGAAGAAGAAAAUGAGGGAGUUUGGGAAGAUUUGAGGGACAAAGUGACGUCAGGAGAUGAUGGUUUUGUGACAGUUUCCAGUGGUGCUGAAGAGGAGGAUGAGAGUUAUGAGGAUUGCACAGAAUUCUGGGAUGAUUCGGAUAGAGAAGGUCUAGCCAGGCAAUUACCCAGACGCCCCCAUUUAAGGGAGCAAGAGAUUGAAGCCAAAAUGACCAAAGAGAGAAGUGACCACACAGUCACUGUCUUUUGUGUGGUUGGUCAAACUCUUCCUAGGUCAGGAUCCAUCCAAAACCCACUCUUGGAUCACAUGGAGCAGGAGGAGACGAGUCAGAACUCAUCUUUGGAAAUGGGUGGUGUUGCUGGUGAUCAGGAUGAAGCACCAAGCAGAGACACAGAGGCCAAAGGCACGAGCGCAGACCUCAGUUUGCCCGAGGAGGACAUGUCUAUCAGCUAUGAGACUAAAUCCGAUAAUGCAGAAUCUGAUCAAAUGGCCAAGGAAGUUAUCCCAUCAGAGGACUUAGUAAUUUCUGGGGAUGUAAUUGCAGAAAAAGACACUGAACCAUACCCAGCAGAAUCUAUUGAGACAUUGACCAAAAUAGAGGAUCAUUGGAAUACUCAGGUGAAAAUGACAGAUGGAGAAAACCAAGUGGAAGGACAAAAUGAAAUGGAAAGUAGUUGCCAUUUAGAGGUGACAGAGAAUACAGAGAACAGUAAGCGCUUCUCUGCUGCUCCACAUGUCAAAUGGGCUAAGAAUGUGCUCAGCGAGAUCUUGGGUUCUACUGAAGACGGGACCAAUAUUGUAUUUCAGCCAAGCACACCUUAUGAGCAGGUAGGUGAAGGAACUCCAGCUGAGAUGGAAAGUCAAGAAGAAUCACCUCUCUAUGGCAUCGUCCAGAAACCUCGCAGACACAGCCAUGAGAGAAAACACAUCGACCAUGAGUUACUGCAUUUCACACAAGAGGACAUGAAGAUAGAUAUAGUGGUAGAAAAUGUUCUUUUACAGGUAGAGGCACAGUCAGAAGGUGAAGAAGAACUGGAUCAACUGUCCGUCAGUCCGGACCUACAUAGUCUCUCCUCUGAUAAUGAGACAGAUAAGGAGGGAAACAGUAAGAAGGAGAAGAAACAAAAGAAAAAACCAAGGUGGAAAAUUCUAGGCUCUAGCAGCUUCAGAGACUUGGGGCACGAAGUAUGGGGAAGGAGGCCUGGGAUUCGAAGGACAGUGCAGAAAACGAAUCAAGAGGAGGAGGAGGGAGAAGGAGUUGGAAGGGACCGCAGAACCAGAAUCUUCACAACAGAGGAUGAAUAUGAUGAUCUGAGUAGCACAUGGAGUGAAUUAGAUCUGAGGAGUAUUAAAGAAACACUUAGCAGGUCAAAAAUGAGGAAGUCAAAAUAUUACAAUUCCCAGUUGUAUCAGCAGUACAGCGAGGUGGUCCAGAACAGGGAACUCAUUCAUCAGUCUCAUUCUGAUGCUAGCUCUGUUUUUGGGGAUGCUCAGGCUUUUUCAGGAUCCUCAUCUCCGUCGCAUUCUCCUACUUUUGCUCGCCGGCCCCUCCCACCUCUUCCGCCCGUGCCUCACCCUUAUUCUGUAUCCCACACCAACUCUGUCUCCAGUGGGAGUGUGUCAUUGGCCAUACCUCAUGACACAAAUCAGAGGCCCCCAUCACCUCGGCUGUCCAGGUCGCUCACCACCUCGCCCAUGCUGUGGCAAGACCUGCCCGGAGUAAUAAAUAACCCUGAGCUCAAAAAUCUUAGCAAGGAUGAGAGACGCCUACAGGAGGUCAGAUUUGAAGUGGUGACAUCUGAGUCAUCGUAUUGUAGCAGUCUGGAAAUUGUAGUGGAGCAUUUUGUUAAGUGCAAACAGCUCAACAUCCUCUUGACCUCACAAGACAAAAACUGGCUUUUUUCCAAGCUAAGUGAUGUCAGAACCAUCAGUCAUAGCUUCUUCUCCCAGCUGGAGGAAAGAGUAGAGAGUGACAUAAUGCACUUUACCGUGUGUGACAUCAUCAUCAAACACUGUGCACAAUUCCGAGCAGUCUAUGUACCCUACCUCACCAACCAGUCAUACCAAGACAAGACGUAUCAAAGAUUAAUGAAUGAGAAUGCUGGAUUUCGCCACAUAGUAGAAAAGUUGGAGCAAAGCCCAAAGUGCCAGAGACUUCCUUUUCGCUCCUUUCUCAUCCUCCCAUUCCAGAGAAUAACUCGGCUUAAACUGCUAGUACAGAAUAUUGUAAAGAGAACAGAUCCAAAGACACCAGAUGAGGCACAAGCAAUUAAAGCCAUGAAACUACUGGAGAAGAUGAUCCAAGACAGUAAUGACAGUAUAUCUCAGAUGAACAACAUUGAAUCACUGGUGUCUCUCAAUGCAAAGGUGGACUUUGAAUGCAGGACUUUACCACUGAUCAGUCAGUCACGAAGGCUGGUGAAAGAGGGUCAACUGACAGAGCUGAGGGACUUAAUGUUAAAGGAGAAAGAAAGAACUGCCUACAUACAUCUCUUCAAUGACUACUUGCUUCUCUCAUUACCCAAAGAAGGUGGUCGGUUUACAGUGAUUGAUCACGCUCCUGUAUCAGAACUGAAAGCCGAGAACUGCAGAAUCAAGCUACAUUCCCUACAGAAGAACAUCUUUCGUCUGCACAUGGGACAAAAAGCUCUGUUACUACGAGCAGAAACACAGGCAGAUAAACUGCGCUGGAUCUCAGCACUCUCUCAACCUCAUCCUGAAAUCGACUUAACAGCCGCAAAGGACAUUCCACAGAUGCAGUGUAUUAAAGCCUUCAUUGCGCAGCAACCUGAUGAACUCAGCCUGGAGAAAGCUGAUGUCCUGCUGGUUCAACAGAGCACUGAUGGCUGGGUGGAGGGAACACGUCUGUCAGACAGACUACGUGGAUGGGUUCCUGAGUCUCACCUGGAAACAAUAGUCAGUGCAAAGGCCCGUGAGCGUAAUCUGAUAGACACGCUGAAGAUUACAACUGCAACAGCCACAGUGUGAAGCAUUUGUAAGCAUCUCAUUUGACGCCGCUGUAUCUCAAAAAUCUGAAGCAGUCAAAAAACUAUAAGGAGUGAUGGAGCUUCAAGAGCCGUGAACACUGAAGAUUGGGGAUCUUAAACCUGUUCUUAGAUUUUUAUUACAUUAAGGUAUUACUGAAACCUUGAAUGUGAACUAUUACUUAUUAGAUAUAAAGAUUUUUAUAUACAAUAUUUCUAUACUCCUGGUGCAGAAGCACUAAGGAUAAAAUAUGUCCAUGGACAUCAUGGUACACAGUGUACAUGUUUUGCUUGUACAGAAAACGGAAUAUGUUUAUAAACCAGUGUUGUAUUUAGACCAAUGCACAUUCUUGAGGAACAAAAAUGUCAACAUCCCCUUUACACUGACCAGCACACAUUAGCAUGCCAUAAAAAUCUUUCCUGCUGCAUUUCAGAUAGAUUUAACAUUUUCUGACCAAUUCUUCAAUGCUACAUAAUAUGUAAGUACAUCAUUGGGAAGAUCCUUUUUUUUUUUUUUUUUUAAGGUCAUUAAAAUGAACUGUAUUACAUUGGAUGUGGCAAAUAUUAUAAAUAGCCAGUAACUAUAUGUGAAUUUAGUUUGCACCUUAUCACAGUGUGCCAAAGUCGAGGAUGUAAUUUGGUAUAUACUUAAAAAUGAAAUUGUAAUAAAAGAAAAAGGCGGAUAAACAAGGAUUCAGUAGGAAAUCACUUUAGUGUAAUUUAUAGACAAUUCAACAGGAUGCUUCAUUUGUUUGUUUCAGCAUGACAAUACCAGCAUUGAAUAAACAAUUUCUUGGCUCAUGA
Messenger RNA from Silurus meridionalis, 6364 nucleotides. It is a transcript of the gene arhgef5, whose product is annotated as Rho guanine nucleotide exchange factor (GEF) 5. Lineage: Eukaryota; Metazoa; Chordata; Actinopteri; Siluriformes; Siluridae. Gene Ontology annotation, cellular component: cytoplasm; nucleus. Gene Ontology annotation, biological process: activation of GTPase activity. The transcript has 15 exons. Gene Ontology annotation, molecular function: guanyl-nucleotide exchange factor activity; protein binding. Bases 534 to 5564 code for a protein of 1676 amino acids. The record is from RefSeq and is a predicted model, not a curated record.